UUGGUGGUCAGAUUAUAAUAGCUCAGAGUUCUACAAAUUGUUUCUGAAGUGUGCACAGCCUAAGAAGUGGAAAGCAUAUGAUGGAAAAAUCACUGAAAUGGAUACACAGUACACACUCCGUGCCAGAGAACUAUUUGAAAUCUAUCGCAGCAUUAGCAUGAACAACAUCCCAAAAGACGAGAGAACAGAUGUGCUGUUAACACUCAGAUGUACAGUGAAGGAGUAUGAGUGUAAAUUAACACAGGAAAUAGUGGAAUUAAUUGACAGGGAAGUUGAUCUUAUGUCCAGAGAGGUGAAAGAAUGCAAUUUAGAAGGACUGAGGAAAAGAAUUUGUACAUUGUUUCUUCAGUAUAUUAAAACUCCAGAGUUUAACCCCGAAGUUGCUGGGAUGCUUAAGGUUCCACCUGAUCCCUUGAAGCUUUAUAAAAAUGUUUACUUCUGUCAUAAUUGUGAAAAUUACUUACCAUCCACUGAGUUUCCUAUUCCUGCUAAUUCCCACAACAUUGGCAGAUGUCGCUCGUGUUACAAGCUUGAUAAUGAGGCUCGGCAGCGGCAAGCGUUUUUUAAGUACAGACUUAUACUAGAAGAUCUCAGAAAGUCUGAAGCUGAUUAUCAGGAUGAUAGUAAAAUUGUUUCCUUCAUUCAGCCUCAAGAUAUGCAGUACAUGAUUGAUAGCAUAUGGAACUCUCAGUCGGCUCUCAGUGCCUGCAGUGACCUGUAUGAUUUGGUUAUGGUCAGAUGGGAUAAGCAGCAUGAGUGGUCUCCAUGGAAUACUAUUCUCCUCACUAAAGAAGAGGCAGAUGUACAUCUUCAGCUGUGUAACCUUCAGGAGGCUUAUGAAGCUUCAUUUAUUCACAGAAUGAAAGAAAAGCAUAUCCAGGCAAAAAGCGACUUUGCUUGGAUUUUAGCGAUGUCAUAAUUUUUGCAUAGGAGUGACAAUCAGAUUAAUGCAAAUGAAUUUUUAACAGCUGCUCCUAUUCCUACAAAAACGUAA
Molecule: messenger RNA, 994 nt
Organism: Acanthisitta chloris (rifleman)
Lineage: Eukaryota; Metazoa; Chordata; Aves; Passeriformes; Acanthisittidae
Gene: IQUB
Product: IQ motif and ubiquitin domain containing
Exons: 5
Biological process (GO): cilium assembly
Cellular component (GO): motile cilium; acrosomal vesicle
Source: RefSeq, a predicted model, not a curated record